UGAUCCCCUCUUAUUCCAAACACUCUCCCUGCUCGCAGAUCUGUCAACCCACUUUCUCAAGCAUUGCGCUCGCUCGCUCUGGUUCGUUUCAUUGCUGUUCGAUGCCGCAUCAAUCGGUUCGGCAACUCGACCCACUCGCCUCUCAACUAGGGCUCCAACUUCAGUGACCGACUGCCCACAGAGAUAGCCCCACUAUUUCCCGGUUGUGACUAUGAGCACUGACUCAUUGUCAUGGACAAUCCAGGUAGAGAGGGUGCUACCAAACAACAUAUGAUUGAUUGUUAUAUACAAACUCUUGCUAAGGUUGUCAGAAGUGAAGCAGAAGCUAAUAAGAGGAUUUAUAAUGUUUCUUGUGAGAGUUACUUUGGAUUUGGGGGUGAUAUUGACGAGGAGACAUCUAAUAAACUAGAAGGGUUGCCCGACGUACUGUUUGUCCUCCCUGAUUCAUACAUUGACCCAGAGAAUGAGGAUGAUGGCGGGAGAUCGUGCAGAGAUCACCUGAAAGACAGAGAAGGGUGGAGUCGCAGCCGUAGAGACACCAGGAUAGACCAAGAUACAAUGAUAGAAAUAGGUAUGUCCGGCGUAGGGAAGAUCGGUGUUGAAGGGGCCAUAUUAUACAUCAAUCGUAUAUUAGGAUCAUUUUAGUCCCCUUGGGAUUUUGGAUCUUUUUGUUCGAUGGUUGUGUGUGCCGUUACCAACUUUAAAUGGCCUUAGUAAUAUUUUGAUUAUAUUAAUCUUAUCAUCCCUUA
This is a messenger RNA of Neltuma alba, 749 nucleotides long. Its product is annotated as multiple organellar RNA editing factor 2, chloroplastic-like. NCBI's taxonomy places the organism in Eukaryota, Viridiplantae, Streptophyta, Magnoliopsida, Fabales, Fabaceae. Gene Ontology annotation, cellular component: mitochondrion. Gene Ontology annotation, biological process: mitochondrial mRNA modification; cytidine to uridine editing. The transcript has 4 exons. The record is from RefSeq and is a predicted model, not a curated record. The coding region runs from base 232 to 645 and encodes 137 amino acids.